AUGAAAUCUGAAAAAAGAAAUAAGACUAAUGUGGAAACAAAAGAAAUUAAUGUAGAAGUGAGUCAAGCAUCUACUAGCACAUCUCCAAUAGAAAUUAAAUUCAUUCAUUUUGCAUCAAUAUUUACAGAGCUUUCCCAAUUAGGUUUCGAAUACAAAAAUAGGAAAAAUCAAUUGGAAACUAUAAGAUUUACCACUGAUAGACUUAUUAGAAAUAUCAUAAUUAACGAAUAUGACAUGAAAAAGUUUACAGAUAUUAAGAAUCUUCUCAGCCCUAUCCAAAUUAAUUCAAAAUCGAUUUAUUCAUCACAAAAUCCUCAAGAUUUAAUUGAAUUUCGAAGCAAAUUUCAAAUCCAUGAAUCAAUGAAUAAUCAAAUUAAGAAAAGUGAUUAUGGAAAUUUUCUUAUUGAAUUUGUAAAGAGUUUGAGUGAAAUUUCUAAAGAAAUUAAUGAAUUUUUGAAUGGUGGAGAAGAAAUUCCAUGUAAUGAAAUAUCGAAUUAUGAAGAAUUGGAAUUAACAUUUGAAGAAUAUUCGACUAAUUUGGAGAAAUGGAUUAAUACAUGUAAUAAGCAAUUGAGUGGAGUUGCAAAUUUUCUUUCAAAUUUUUCAAGUAAUAUUUCAACACUUGAAUUUUCAGAAAUAAGCAAUGAUACAAAUGAUAUUGGAGAUUCCAUUUCAAAAUUAUUUUCCUUAUUGAAAGAAAAUCCAAAUUUGGAAUUGUAUCAUUUAUUGAAAAAGAAAUUGAAAGGAUAUUGCUACUUUAUUGAUGAUAUGAAAAAUAAUUGCCUUGAUUUUAUCAAUAAUAUUACUACCAUCUGUAAUGAAUUUAAAAAUAUGCAAUUAACUUUAACAAUAAUUUCUAAAUUUGAUAUUUCUAAAUAUGGAAUUAAUUACAAAUUAAUGAGUGAGAACAUUGAAGCACGCAAAAGAUCAAUUGAAAUUGAGAAAAAAUUGUGGGAAACAAACAACUCAACAUCAACUGCGCCCUGUCUAAAAAUUAUGGAACAAGAAACUGAACUCGAAACUCUUCAAAUUAACAGAAAUGAUAUUCGAAACAAAUCAAUUACACUCUAUCGAUCAGGAUUCUAUGAUUUACUAUCAGAAAUUAUAGGAAUUCAAGAUGUAAGCACUUUGGAAUUGACUACAAUUAGUGAAACUGCAUUUCUGAAUUAUAUGCUUAUUGAGGCAGUUGAUAAGAAUUCGAAUAUUUUCUAUCGUGUUAAACAAUAUUCAUUGGAUAAAAUUGAAAUGGUAAUUGAACAAGUUGAAAUUCUAGAGAAAAUCAAACAUUCAAAUAUUGCAGAAUUAAUUGGAUUUUAUCUUUGUCAAGAUAAACUUUGUAUUGUUAUGCCAUAUUACUCAAUUGGAACAUUGAAAGAUUUUUCAUCCAUUAGAUCAGGAUGGGAAGAUAUUUGGUUUCAGAUUCUUUCAGCCAUUCAUCAUUUUCAUACCUAUUCAUUUGUUCAUGGAAAUAUUAGAGCUGCGAAUGUGUAUGUGAAAAUUAUUGAAGAUGAACAAGUUAAAUUAAUAUUGGAUGGAUUUGAUAAUGUUGUGAAAAUAGAGGAAAAGGGAAACAAAUUACCAUUCCAGAAAGAAAUGUUUUGUUUCGUGAAAAUGGUAAUUGACAUCAUGUCAAUGGAACGACUCGAUGAAUAUUCAUCUCUUUUGAAAACGCUAAUGGACUCAAUUAAUAUUCGUGAAGAAAUUUGUACUUUAUCUGCAUCUGAGUUAUUAAGACAUGAAUUCUUUCGUGGGACAAGAAGAAAGGAAACGAAACAAAAGCCUUCCUAUUGGAAAUCAAAUCAAAAUAACAUGUCAAUUAUAGAUGUUACCGCUGAAUUAAAAGAGGAUAUUCAAGAUUUAUUGGAUAAGACAUGUGUAACAAUUACAUUAGGAAAGAAACGAAACCAUGAAAAAGAUUCAUUUCCAUAUAACAAGUUACAAGUUCUAAAAGUGGAAAGAAUUGAGAAUUUAUCACUUUAUGAAAUGUAUCUAUCAAAGAAGAAACACCUAAUUUCCUAUAAGGAUAAAAAGAAGGUAAUGGAUAUACCAAUUAGAAAUGAUUUUGUUGACGAAAUGUGUGAAUUAGAUUCCAAUGUGAAUGAAGUUUAUUUAUGGCAUGGAACAACAGAAGUAGUCAAGUCAAUCAUUUCAGAACACGGCUUUGAUGAAAGAUUGAGUGCUUUGAGUGGUUUGUUUGGAGCUGGAAUAUACUUUGCUGAUUGCUGUAGUAAGAGUGAUCAAUAUUGUGUUUCGAAUAAGGAUGGUGAGUGUUUUAUAUUUCUCAGUAGAGUUCUGUUAGGUCAGAUGGUUUUCAAAACAAGGGAAAAGAUGAGAAAUGAAAGAAGACCACCUGUCAUUGAAAACUCAAAUGGAAGAGUUUAUGACAGUGUUAUUGGAAGAUCCAAGUCGGUAUCACAACACACCUACAAUGAAUAUAUUAUCUAUGAUAGGAAUCAAUGCUAUCCUGAAUAUUUAAUUACAUACAAGAGAGUUUUAAUAUAA
Molecule: messenger RNA, 2502 nt
Organism: Naegleria gruberi
Lineage: Eukaryota; Heterolobosea; Eutetramitea; Acrasida; Naegleriidae
Exons: 1
Coding region: 1-2502 (833 amino acids)
Biological process (GO): protein phosphorylation
Molecular function (GO): NAD+ poly-ADP-ribosyltransferase activity; protein kinase activity; ATP binding
Source: RefSeq, a predicted model, not a curated record